UCGAGCUUUAAAUUUUUCUCGCUCAAGAAGAAAUAGAAUAAAAAUAUAUUUUAACCACAUAAUAAUUUCUUCUGUUCUAUCUAUCACUAUGUAUAAAAAAUAAAAAUGGUUUUAGGAUUUGACAUUCUAACGUUUUCCACGAUUUUCUUUUCAUUUAAAAAUGAGUGAAGGAGCUGUUGAUUGGCCUGGUUUGUUGAAGUGGUCGUUGAAGUAUACCGAUUCAACGAGAGCUAAAAACUUAAAAUCUUUGUCUAAGGAAGACGUUGAAUUUAUUGAAACGGCUAUAAAAGAAUCCGGUGCAACAAUAGAUCCAUCAAAACUUAUUGAAGAAGCUGUUCAACAUUUCACCAACGAUUCCCUUACAGAGACCGAUAAAAUAACAGCUCUUGUUACAAUAAAAGAUUGUGUUGACGAUUUUCCUGAAGUUUCUCGCCACCUUGACAGCUUACAAGUCUUACCGAUUUUGUUGAAAGCUAUACAAAUGAAUCAUGAAGAAAUUCGCAAUGUUGGCUAUCAUAUACUAUCUUUUUCAUUGUCAAAUAAUGAGAAGAUACAAAUAGAGUUUUGGAAGGCUGGCGGUUUAAUUGAAUUGUUAAAAGAUCGUGAGGCUUUACUGACAAAUCCACUAAAUUUAAGUGCUCUUUCAAGUCUUAUUCGUCAGGUCAAAAAUAUUGAAGAGGACUUUUUAAAAUUGGGUGGUUUCGAGAUUAUAAGUACUGGAAUACAAUCCCCAAAUUCAAAAAUUCAAAUAAAAGCUGCCAAUAUUUUCAAACAUCUUGCAAUUGAUGAAUUAUGCACCAUUAAGGAAAUUCUUCAAGCUAAAAUUCCAGAAGCUUUCGCGUUUAUGAUAAAAAAUAUUUCUAAUACAUUUGAUUCCAUCCAAUUGGGAGAAUCGUGUUGCUUUGCUGUGCAAGAAUUGUUACAAUGUUUAACCAAUGUUUCCUCUUGUGAAGCUGAACAGUUAGAAGAAGUAGUAAAAGAAAGAAAUCGCGCUCUAGAAUUACUUAAAGAAUCCAUACACUAUCGCUUUAAAAACAUUGACCCACAGGACCAAUCAUAUGAGCAAGAAAAAAAAGUAUGGCUUAAUCUACUUUACUCCCUACAAAAACAACAGCAUUUCAAUUAACAACAAAAACGCAGACUGUUUAUUUCAAAGGUAUUUUUUUAUGAUGUCAGUAAAUUUUAAAAAGUACAUCUAGUCGAAUAUACAGCUUAAAAUAUAUUUACAAAAAUAUUUCAUUUUUUUUUAUUAAAAAUUUAGUAUCAGAUAUUGUUAGAAAUUAAAAAGCUACAUAGAAGCUUUUUUUUUAUAUGUGGAAAUUUUUCCAUUAUAUAAACACAUAAAUUUUGAGAACGUUAAAAACGAGUUUUUAUUGUCGACGUUGUAAAAAUUGUGAAAGAGAAAAAUAAAAGUCUCGGUAAUGUUUUUCUAGAUUUUUAUUGUACUAAAUGGUAGAAAAUUUUUAGUUUUGCAGUCAUUUUUUGAAAAUUUUGUUUAAAAUGAACAAGACUAAGAUAAAACUUUAUUUAUCGAAAUAGCAGAACAAAAAACACCGUAAAUUAGAAAAAGCAAAUAAAGACGAUUAAAAUAUUACACACUAACAUUACAGGAGUUUUUGAAUAUAUGGUUUUAUUAUAAUAAUUUGAAAUAAACUAAUUUAAAAAACGAUUGUUACAAAACCAUUUCAAAACACUUUAACUCAUUAUAAAGUAGUAGCGUAAACAAACUGGUUCAUGCUUUAUUUUACCCUCUAGUUAUAGAAGAUUGUAUGCCUACAUGUUUUCUUUUUGUUGCAUAGCUGAUAAGACUACAUGUUGUCUCAUCCACUUUGGUUAAGAUCGAGAGUAUUUUCAAAAGUGAAUCAAAAAGAAUUCAAACAAUAAAAAAAAAAGAAAACAGGGUUAAUUAUUUUUUAACCGAGAAAUUUGAAAACAAGUGGAGUGCAUAAAAUAAUUCAAGAACAAUGGCUACCACUACCGUUUCACGCGAUUAGUAUGUCUUUAUUUUGGAUAAAACAUAACACUCUAUGCAGUAGAGGGAUAAUAAAGUCUAAGAACGUUUUUUUUUUAUAGUGACCUUCUUUUCAAAUUAGUGCUCAUUGGUGAUACUGGGGUAGGAAAAUCCUGCAUUCUUUUACGUUUUGCGGAUGACUCUUUUACUGAUUCAUAUAUAACAACAAUUGGAGUUGACUUU
Molecule: messenger RNA, 2194 nt
Organism: Hylaeus volcanicus
Lineage: Eukaryota; Metazoa; Arthropoda; Insecta; Hymenoptera; Colletidae
Exons: 12
Coding region: 161-1126 (321 amino acids)
Molecular function (GO): GTPase activity; GTP binding
Source: RefSeq, a predicted model, not a curated record